Molecule: messenger RNA, 949 nt
Organism: Elaeis guineensis (African oil palm)
Lineage: Eukaryota; Viridiplantae; Streptophyta; Magnoliopsida; Arecales; Arecaceae
Source: RefSeq, a predicted model, not a curated record
CUGGCAAAUCCGUCCGCUGGUUCGUCCCUCCUGCCCGCUCUUUUACCCACCCCUCCCCCUUACCCUUCCUCCUCCCCAGCCCCCCUCCCUCCAAAGCCGACGAGAGAGAGGGGCACGGGGGAGGGAAGGAGUAGGUAAUUGGGAGGAUUAGGGUCGGGUGUUCCUUCUUGCCCCUUCUCUCCUCUGCCAAUCUCAAUGGACAUCUGCUCCAAUCUCCAUUUCAUUUAACAAUCCGAUCCAUUCUCCAUCUAAUUAUUUUUUUUCUUAAUCGGCGCUAUCCGUAUGGAUUCUAACACCCGAGCGGACCAAUCCGAAGAGCUGGUGCUGGCAAGCGCCGAGCUGUCGUUUGCCAACCGCGGAUGCUGCUGCUUCUGGGUGCCCUGGCCCGGCACAAAAUCCUGGGAACGGAUAGCGCCGGCCGAGGCAGCGCCCAUCAAGCGGCGCUGCUGGUGGACGGCGGGAUGGAGGACAUUGAUGAAGGUGAGAGAGUGGUCCGAGAUGUUGGCCGGCCCACGCUGGAAGACCUUCAUCCGACGGGUCCGCCGCUACGCCCGCCGCGGUGGUAGCGGCGGCGGGUUGCCGAGGAGCAGGUUCGGGUACGACCCCCUCAGCUACUCCCUCAACUUUGACGAUGGAAUGGACAGCGAGACCGACGACGACGUUGCCCACCGGGGAUUCUCCGCCCGGUACGUCGCCCCGCCGCUGUCGACCAAGUCGUCCAUGGAUCUCGGUGGGCGAGAUGCGUCGCCGCUCUUCGUCGAAUCCUCCGCAGCCAGUUGAGGUGUAGAAUUAUUGAUGGAGGAUCGUCUGUUUGUUUUGUCGAGUGAUCAUUUUUUUGAUUGUUUGUUUUUUUUUUGUUGAAAAAGAAAGAUAAAUUCGAUGUCCUUCAUUUUCUCUCUCUUAUGUUUAUUUUUUUUGGGUUUGAAAUUGGAAUUGGAAUUCUUGAUGA